CUCGCACCGCACCUCACGUGUCAACGACGGCAACGUUGCCGUCAUCAUCGGCCUCCCUGCAAGAGACAUGGAAUAAUACAGCCGGUUUACAGUGCUCUAGUGCGACCGCGACUUACCCAGUGCCACGCAGCGGAUGAAUUCACCCUGCACUGCGAGUGUUCCUUUCGAGUAAAGUGAUUGUUGAGACUUCUUAUAAACCGAGGAUUGACCGGUGCCAGAGCAUCAUCCCCUCACCGGAUCGAUUGGGAAUUCCAACGUUUACAUGGCUGUCACUGUUUAUCCUAACGUUAAGCUGGAUUGUACUUCAAUGGGCGAGGGCAACGGCAUCAUCGACCACCACGACGUGCACCCAUCUCUGGUGCCCAUGAACGGCAGCCAUUCCGGGUCGUCGGGCCGUAGCACUCCCAACAACUCGAACGAUCCCGCCCCGGGCAAGCUCUUCGUUGGCGGGCUCAGCUGGCAGACGUCCAGCGAGAAGCUAAAGGAGUAUUUUGGAAUGUUCGGGAACGUCACCGACGUCCUCAUCAUGAAGGACCCUGUCACACAGAGAAGCCGCGGCUUCGGUUUCAUAACGUUCUCUGAACCAUCGAGCGUCGACAACGUGCUAAAGGUGCCAAUCCACACAUUAGACGGCAAGAAGAUAGACCCGAAGCACGCCACGCCCAAGAACCGGCCCAAGCAGCCGAACAAAACCAAAAAGAUCUUCGUCGGCGGCGUCAGCCAGGACACGUCCGCCGACGAGGUCAAAGCCUACUUCAGUCAAUUCGGCAAGGUGGAGGAGACGGUGAUGCUGAUGGACCAGCAGACCAAAAGACACAGGGGCUUCGGCUUCGUCACGUUCGAGAACGAGGACGUCGUCGAUCGCGUGUGCGAAAUCCACUUCCACACCAUCAAAAACAAAAAAGUGGAAUGCAAGAAGGCUCAACCCAAAGAGGCAGUUCAAGCCAGCGCUCAAUUGCUCGGCAAGCGGCUGAUGCUGAGCGGCCUGGGAAUGAGGAUGGCCGCCCCGGCACCGGGAACCAUCGCCGCGGUGAAUCCCCUCGCAACGAUACAAGCUCAGGCCCACGUUCAAGCCGCAGCUGCGGCCGCCGCGGCCGUGCAGGCCCAGUCUGUCGCCGUCGCCGGCUACGGAAAACUCUUUGGGGCAUACCCGCACUUGGCUAGUUACCGUUAUUCGCCUUACCCGAUGACCGCUGUCAGUGCUGGAGUUGGAGCAGCUGGUGCUGGAGGCCAGCCAACCCCGGCCCCGGCAGCUGCGGCCCCGACACUAGCGCCCCCGGUAGCAGCGAGCCCAUACCAAGGCUACAAUCUCACCAACGUGGACAUGUCGAGUUUCCAGGGCGUAGAUUGGGGCUCGAUGUACGGUGUAGGCAUGUAUGUCUGAACGGGGACAAACCACUUGCUCACACUGUUGUUUUGUAUUCAUUGUUUUAAGUGUUUAGGGCCCGGAGGUGGCCCGACGGACUUCCAAACGAUACAUUUCCAAUUGUCAAUGGCGGCGUCUCGUGCCUAUUCUCAGUGUGUUUUAAAAUGAUUCGACAAAAACUGUGUAUAUAGGGUCACAUUGCGAUAUGCUGUGGGCAGUAUAUUUAUGAAGCAUCACACCUGCUUGGUAUUCCUUUCCAUUUGACCGAUGCCGCCUUCUGCUCAUAUGGCAUUUAGCAAUAACUCGCAAUAAUCAGUAUUAAUUGAACGCAGCGUCGUUUAAAUUUCCGUAUUAUAUAUCUGAUAUUCCUGUUGGAUGGCAAUAAUAAUAAAUUAUUUAUAAUCAAGCGGUUAAGUAAUACGGUUGUGUUGAGUGUACUUAAAUUAUUGUCUAGUACUUAAUUUAUUACUUACUAUUUGACUGAAACGGCGGUACGUUUGGAACCAUGUUUGUGUCAGUUAUUCGCUACUUAAUCACGUUUCGUUCUGUCGAUCGAUCUCAUCCGUAUGAUUAGUACUUAAGGUGCGCCAAGUCUUUGCGGAAAUGCUCCUGCCUCCAUAAUUUUUUUUCUCACCGUACAAGAAUACCGCAAAAUUUUGACAUUUCAUUUGCGUGUUUCACUGAAUGUUAUCCCAAAACAAAAGGCUAAUUUGUUGUAAGAGUAUGUAUGCGAUAAUAGAGUGUCUUCAACAAUAUCCGAGUGUCACAUGACCACGAACAAAUAUUUUUUACGUCACGUCUUCUCAACUUUUGUUUAAGAGGGCUCUAUAGCAAAUAAGCAACCAGCAAUAUUAAUAGAUUUU
This is a messenger RNA of Anoplophora glabripennis (Asian longhorned beetle), 2229 nucleotides long. RefSeq names its product RNA-binding protein Musashi homolog 2 (gene msi). Bases 263 to 1384 code for a protein of 373 amino acids. NCBI's taxonomy places the organism in Eukaryota, Metazoa, Arthropoda, Insecta, Coleoptera, Cerambycidae. The transcript has 5 exons. The record is from RefSeq and is a predicted model, not a curated record. Gene Ontology annotation, cellular component: cytoplasm. Gene Ontology annotation, molecular function: RNA binding.